AACGUCCGUGACCUUUAGUCGUGAUAAAUAUGGCAACCCAAGGAAAACCCGGUUGGGAUUUCGACAAAUUUGACGAUGGGUCUUUGAAAAUUGUUGGGGAAGUACAACUGAAGAGGUAUGGGAAAUUCCUUGAAGACUACGCUACUCAGUUGAAGGGCAUUGAAGAUGCCUUGGAUAGCUCGAUUGGUGAUGCUUGGGACUUCACUCUUGAUCCUGUCUCAUUGCAAUUUCUGCCCUACGAGCAGACAAGUAUCUUGGAACUGAUCAAGACAGAUAAUAAGAUCUUCAACAAGGUGAUGACAGUGUUUGCUAGCCUGUGCUGUGAGAUGAACAAACUUAAACAUGAGGCUGAAACAAAGUUCUACCCAGGGGUCAUGUUUUAUGGUGAAGGAGAGCCUGAGACUGGCUUGGAGGAAGGUGAAGCCCAGGUACAAAUGGGACGAAUGAUGCCCUUCAUUCAGGAAAUGUCUUGUUUUGUCAACCGCUGUAAUGAAGUCAUCAAAGGCACCAUACAUCAGCUGGCCUCGCUGUACAACAACGCCAAAACAGCUCCAAAGAUCAUCGACGUCACCCAUGUACACUUGCAGACGGUGUAUGAGCACCUUGGUGACAUGCUGCGUGUUCUAAUCACACUGGAUGAGAUUGUAGUGAACCAGUCAACUCUCAAAGAUCACUGGACUCUCUACAAGAGAAUGCUGAAAUCUGUUCAUCACAACCCUACCCGUUUUGGAGUGGAACAGUCCAAACUACGCCCCUUUGAGAAGCUGUUAAUGGGCAUGCAAGGGCAGCUUCUGGAUGGGAUGAUUUUUCAGAAUUGUGUAGAGCAAGGUUUUGACGAUAAUGGUGUCAUUGUGUCCAAGAACUCCUUCUUUGCAGAGGAGUUUGCUUUCAAUAUCCGUACCAUGUUCACUCAGGUGGAGCCAAAGAUUGGGGAGAUUAAUGAGAUUCACCAGAGGCUUCAGUAUGUAGGCAUCUGUGGUCUGUACGUACUUCACUUCCAAAUCUUUCGGGUCAUCGACAAGAAGAUGUUCAAGUCUCUGUGGGACGUCUACCGCAAGGUUCCAGCCAUGACCCUGACUGCCAACAUAGUAUGGUCAGCUAACCAGUUUCUCCUGAAGAGUCUGUCUCCACACAUUUCCCGGUUUCUUGAUAAGAAGUCUCAGCAGUCUGUGGUUCUUGGCACCCAGACCUACCUGCAGCAGAAGAGCCAGAGCCUAGUCAGGGAGGUGCAGGUAUACUACAUGCAGGUGUGUUCAUGGAUGAUAAAGAUGGAGUCCAGUCUGACAUCAGCAAAUACAGUCAUGGAGGAUCUCACACAUAAAUGCAAUCUCUUCAUUCAUGGUUUGCUGUUUGCUUUCAAUAUCAGCAACCUAGUGCGUACUGUGAUGAACCUUCAUGCACACAUGAACAAACCCAUGACCAAGACAGCUGUGUUGGCUCUAUGUCGACUCAUUGAAAUGCUCAAGUCCAUUGAGCACACAUUCCACAGGAGGACCAUGCUAGUAGCUGAAUCCAUCACUCAUAUCAUCCAGCACCUACAGUUUACAGCAUUGGCACUCGUCAAUGGCGCCAAGAAACGUAUUAUUUCUGACAAGAAGUACAGCGAAAAGAGACUGGAUGCUUUGUCUGCACUGGUACUUGUAGAGAAUGCUCUGAAUGGGACGGCUACAAAGGAGAGGAGACUGAUCGCUAAUCUUGCACUGCAUGUCGGCACACAAAUGAAAGCCUUUAAGGAGGAUGAACUGGCAUCUUACCGAACCACGAUGAACAAACUCUUCCUCGUCAGUGACUUCAGGGAAAAGCUCAGGGAGGCAUGUGAUUGUAGUUUCCUGUACUGGCAUCGUGUGGUCUUCCCCCUCUACUUGGCUGAUAGAUUUGAGAAUGCUGUGGAUGCACAUCGCCUUCAUUACAUGUUUGGUGCAUUGGCAGAUUGCGUUCCACCGAUCGUCCAGUGUAAGCAUCUGGAAUCCCCUCAGAAGCUGUUGGACUCCUUCGACAAAGAAAUCAAUGCUCAGUUUAAAGAGCAUCUUCUUGAUCCUUUGUGCCGUGCCAUUGAGACAGAUCUCCGCCUUUCAAUACACAACCAUCUCCAGCUGGACAGUCGUAAUCCCUUCAAAGUCCCCCUUCAAGACAAUUCACACUUCAUCAAGAUGAGACCCAUACGCUUCUUCAAUAACUUCUUGGAUAUCAAAGCUUCUGUGACCCACUACCUGGAUAAGACUUUCUACAACUUGACGACAGUUGCCCUGCAUGAUUGGAAGACCUAUGCGGAGAUGCGGAAUCUGGCAUCGCAGAAGUACGCUCUGACUAUGACUGAGGCUCACCUCCCUACACAGACCCUAGAACAGGGAUUGGACGUGUUGGAGAUAAUGCGCAAUAUUCAUAUAUUUGUGUCCAAGUAUCUGUACAAUGUCAACAAUCAGAUCUUUGUGGAACGUUCCAGCAACAACAAGCAUCUUAACACCAUCAACAUCCGACAUGUUGCUAACUCUAUCCGUACCCACGGCACAGGCAUCAUGAAUACCACAGUCAACUUCACGUAUCAGUUCCUACGCAAGAAGUUCUUCAUCUUCUCCCAGUUUAUGUACGAUGAACACAUCAAGUCUAGGCUCAUCAAGGAUUUGCGUUUCUUCAAGGAGAACAAAGUUGAGAUCCACCAGAUGUACCCGUUUGAGCGAGCGGAUAAAUUCAACAAGGGGAUCCGUAAGCUUGGUCUGACACCAGACGGUGAUAGCUACCUCGAUCAGUUCCGAAACCUCAUCUGCCAAAUAGGGAAUGCCAUGGGUUACAUCAGGAUGGUCCGAUCUGGUGGACUGCGAUGCUGCAGCAAUGCAAUCAGGUUUGUACCGGACUUGGAGGAUAUUAUCCAGUUUGAGGAACUAGUAUCAGAGGAGCAUCUGUCAGAAGAAGCUAAGGUUGCUGCUAACAAUCUUGACAGUGUUAUUGGGAAUCUGACCAAGAACUUUGCUGAAGGAACUGAGUAUUUCAAGAUGCUGGUUGAUGUGUUUGCUCCUGAAUUCCGCAGCUCCAAAAACAUGCAUUUACGCCACUUCUUCAUGAUCCUUCCACCACUGACGCUAAACUUUGUUGAACAUGCCAUCAACUGCAAGGACAAACUCAGCAAGAAGAACAAGGUUGGAGCAGCCUUCACUGAUGAUGGAUUCGCUAUGGGAGUGGCGUACAUUUUGAAACUGCUGGACCAGUAUCAAGAAUUUGACUCUCUUCACUGGUUCCAUUCUGUUCGCUUCAAGUACCAGAAAGAGAAGGAGGCUGUGAAGAAACAGCAGGCUGGUGAUGAGAAGCUCCAACAGACUGUCAGCUUGACCAUCAAGAGACUCGACACAUAUCAGAGGGAGUUUGACUUGCUGUACUACAGUCUUAGCAGCGCUCGUAUCUUCUUCCGGGCGGACAAGUCGGCAGCAGAGGAGCAAGAAGAUAAAGAUAAAGAAGAACCUCAAGGAGAGCAGGCCUCUGCACCUGAACAGGCAGCCCUGACGGACGCACAAAAUAAUCAAGCGGCCAUACAAGCAGCACCGCAGACCUCCUUGCCAGCCAUCAUGGCCAGCUAAUUGCACCAGGAGAGACCAUUGUUGAUGCUGCAGACUGUCUGGGAUAACCCUGGCUUCAAGCUUAGAAAGUCGCUAGAUUCAGAGAGUGAAAACAUCAGUCUGAGAAAUAAGGAAAAUCAAGUGAAAUUAUAAAGGGCUGCUCAAAUACCUUCUUUUUUUUUGGCGUAACUGUCUCUAGCAAGGCAGUUGUGUACUCAAUUGAAUUGGACAAUAUCAGUGCGGAGAAAAGAAUGACUUUUAAACAAAUGAAACGAAUGAAGAAAAUUUAAUCUUUGAUGCUUUCUAACAGUGGUGUUGUAUUCAAAUAACAAAACCAUUCAAUUCAAUAACCCCAUUCAUGUAUUUCCACUUCACUGCUUAUGUUUCACUUAGUUACCUGUUCAUGU
This is a messenger RNA of Asterias rubens (European starfish), 3955 nucleotides long. RefSeq names its product WASH complex subunit 4-like. The transcript has 37 exons. The record is from RefSeq and is a predicted model, not a curated record. NCBI's taxonomy places the organism in Eukaryota, Metazoa, Echinodermata, Asteroidea, Forcipulatida, Asteriidae. Bases 30 to 3569 code for a protein of 1179 amino acids. Gene Ontology annotation, cellular component: WASH complex; endosome. Gene Ontology annotation, biological process: endosomal transport; endosome organization.